This is a messenger RNA of Manis pentadactyla (Chinese pangolin), 4613 nucleotides long. RefSeq names its product PR/SET domain 11 (gene PRDM11). Lineage: Eukaryota; Metazoa; Chordata; Mammalia; Pholidota; Manidae. The record is from RefSeq and is a predicted model, not a curated record. Gene Ontology annotation, biological process: regulation of transcription by RNA polymerase II. The coding region runs from base 621 to 4514 and encodes 1297 amino acids. Gene Ontology annotation, molecular function: RNA polymerase II cis-regulatory region sequence-specific DNA binding; DNA-binding transcription factor activity, RNA polymerase II-specific; protein binding. Gene Ontology annotation, cellular component: nucleus. The transcript is spliced from 8 exons.
UCAGUGGUGCUUGAACACAGGCAGUGCCCUCCACUACCCAGGCUCCCAGCCACUAAAUGAACUGCUUCAGGAUGUGUUGCGUGUGAAUGUUGCCCAUCCAAGUGAGAAGUGUUCCUCAGGGCAGGAGGUGUUCAAUGAUCCUUUACAAAUCCAUAGGGCCUUGCCUCCCCGGCAGCUGGACUUGUAGGCUGCCUCAACACCCCCCAGGGUGAGCCCAGUGGACCUUCUGCAAGACGACUGGGUUGAGGGUGUUGCUUGGAGGUGAACCAGACGUGAAACUAACACUUAAAUUUGGGGUCUCAUUUACUCAGAGGAGGCCGAGGCUCCAGUCUGGACUCCAUUAGGAAUGGACUGCGUGACCUUGGGCAAGUCACUUGACAUCUUCCAGCCCUAGAUUUCUACCUUGGUGACCUUCAACCCCUGCCCACAUCACGAGUGGCUGGGGUCAUCCUGUGGGCUAUGAGCGCGGCCCUGCAGGCAGCGCAGGUGGGGUAGGGUGCGUGCACGGUGCGCAGCAGGCCAGCUGGGUGUCGCUGUGAGCUCCCGUAGCGGCCAAGGCCGCGCUGCAGCCGUGCGGUCAGCUGCGGAGGCUGGGAGGACGCGCGGUGGGCCGCUCGCGCAUGUUGCAGACCUGCUCCCCACGUUCGCCUGCUCCGAUACCCCCCGGGCCGCUGGGCCCGACCGCCUCGGCGCUAUCGCCCCAAACCAGAUGCCCGCCCGGCGCCCCUGGCCCGCGUGGGGGCCGAGCCCCGCGGGAGGGACUGGAAUUCCUCCCAGGCGGGGCCCCCUCCCGCCGCCCUUCCCUGGCGCUCGCUUUCACCGGCUCCCUGCGCGUCCCCCUCCCGGCCGCCAGCCAACUGCGUGCCCCCGGGGCCGGCAAGAAGCCACAUGCCCCCGCAAGGAAUGCCGGGCCUGGCGGACGGGGGGCGGGCACUGGGCAGGGCCGAGCCAGGCAGGGCAGGGAGCUCCCCGCUGGGAAGGACAGAAUGACUGAGAACAUGAAGGAGUGCUUGGCGCAGACCAAGGCAGCCAUGGGGGAUAUGGUGACAGUGGUGAAGACAGAGGUCUGCUCACCACUCCGCGACCAGGAGUAUGGCCAGCCCUGCUCUAGGAGAGCAGACCCCUCAGCCAUGGAAGUGGAGCCCAAGAAACUGAAGGGGAAGCGUGACCUCGUCAUGCCCAAAAGCUUCCAGCAAGUGGACUUCUGGUUCUGUGAGUCCUGCCAGGAGUACUUUGUGGAUGAAUGCCCGAACCAUGGCCCUCCGGUGUUUGUGUCCGACACACCGGUGCCCGUGGGCAUCCCAGACCGGGCUGCCCUUACCAUCCCACAGGGCAUAGAGGUGGUCAAGGAAGCCAGUGGCGAGAAUGACGUGCGAUGUAUAAAUGAGGUCAUCCCCAAGGGCCACAUCUUUGGCCCCUAUGAGGGGCAGAUCUCCACCCAAGAUAAAUCAGCUGGCUUCUUUUCAUGGCUGAUUGUGGACAAGAACAACCGAUACAAGUCCAUAGACGGGUCAGAUGAGACUAAAGCCAACUGGAUGAGGUACGUGGUCAUCUCACGGGAGGAGAGGGAGCAGAACCUGCUGGCGUUCCAGCACAGCGAGCGCAUCUACUUCCGGGCAUGCCGGGACAUCCGGCCGGGGGAGCGGCUCCGGGUCUGGUACAGUGAGGACUAUAUGAAGCGCCUGCACAGCAUGUCCCAGGAAACCAUCCACCGCAAUCUGGCCAGAGGAGAGAAGAGGUUGCAGAGGGAGAAGUCUGAGCAGGCUCUGGAUAACCCAGAAGACCUGAGGGGUUCCAUUCAGCUCCCUGUGUUGAGACAGGGCAAAAGUCCCUACAAGCGUGGCUUUGAUGAGGGGGAUGUGCACCCCCAGGCCAAGAAGAAAAAAAUUGACCUCAUUUUCAAGGAUGUGUUGGAGGCAUCUUUGGAAUCUGCAAAGGUGGAAGCUCAUCAGCUGGCCCUGAGCACCUCACUGGUCAUCAGGAAAGUUCCCAAGUACCAGGACAAUGCCUACAGUCAUUGUGCAAUGACCGUGUUGCAUGGUGUGCCGAAUGUCAGCCGGACCCAGGGGGAAGGGGACUGGAAGAUCCCCCAAGGGGCUUCUAAGGAGCCAGGUCCACUGGAAGAUGAAGAGGAGCCUUCAUCUUUCAAGGCUGACAGUCCUGCCGAGGCCUCCCUUGCAUCCAAUCCCCACGAGCUUCCCACCACCUCCUUUUGCCCUAACUGUAUUCGCCUAAAGAAGAAGGUUCGAGAACUCCAGGCAGAGCUAGACAUGCUUAAGUCUGGGAAGCUUCCUGACCCCCCUGUAUUGCCAGCACAGGUACUGGAGCUCCCAGAGUUCUCAGACCCUGCAGCCUCAGAAAGCAUGGUCUCUGGCCCCGCCAUCAUGGAGGAUGACGACCAGGAGGUCGAUUCGGCAGAUGAAUCGGUCUCCAACGAUGUGAUAACCGCAGUGGAUGAACCCUCCAAGAUGUCGUCAGCCACCGGGCGUCGGAUCCGGCGCUUCAAGCAAGAGUGGCUGAAGAAGUUCUGGUUCCUGCGGUACUCCCCGACACUCAAUGAGAUGUGGUGCCACGUCUGCCGCCAGUACACAGUGCAGUCGUCCCGCACCUCAGCCUUCAUCAUUGGCUCCAAGCAGUUUAAGAUCCACACCAUCAAACUGCACAGCCAGAGCAACCUGCACAAGAAGUGCCUGCAGCUGUACAAGCUCCGCAUGCACCCCGAGAAGACAGAGGAGAUGUGUCGCAACAUGACCCUGCUCUUCAACACUGCCUACCACCUAGCCCUUGAAGGCAGGCCCUACCUGGACUUCCGGCCCCUGGCUGAGCUACUGAGGAAGUGUGAGCUCAAAGUGGUAGACCAGUACAUGAAUGAGGGGGACUGCCAAAUCCUCAUCCAUCACAUUGCCCGGGCACUGCGGGAAGACCUGGUAGAGCGCAUCCGGCAGUCACCUUGCCUCAGCAUCAUCCUGGAUGGGCAGAGCGAUGACCUGCUGGCUGAUACAGUGGCUGUCUAUGUCCAGUACACCAGCAGUGAUGGGCCCCCAGCUACAGAGUUCCUGUCCCUGCAGGAACUGGGGUUCUCCAGCACGGAGAGCUAUCUCCAGGCACUUGACCGGGCCUUUACUGCCUUGGGCAUCCGGUUGCAGGAUGAGAAGCCAACUGUUGGCUUGGGUAUAGAUGGGGCCAAUGUCACAGCCAGCCUGCGUGCCAGCAUGUUCAUGACCAUCCGCAAGUCGCUGCCCUGGCUGCUCUGCCUGCCCUUCAUGGUGCACCGGCCUCACCUGGAAAUCCUGGAUGCCAUCAGCGGGAAGGAGCUUCCCUGCCUGGAGGAGCUGGAGAACAAUCUGAAGCAGCUGCUGAGUUUCUACCGCUAUUCACCACGCCUCAUGUGUGAGCUGCGGUCCACUGCUUCAACCCUCUGCGAGGAGACAGAGUUCCUAGGGGACAUCCGGGCUGUGAGGUGGAUCAUCGGUGAGCAGAACGUCCUCAACGCCCUCAUCAAGGACUACCUGGAGGUGGUGGCCCACCUCAAGGACGUCAGCAGCCAGACGCAGCGGGCGGAUGCCUCUGCCAUUGCCCUGGCACUGCUGCAGUUCCUCAUGGACUACCAGUCCGUCAAGCUCAUCCACUUCCUUCUUGACGUGAUCGCUGUGCUCUCACGCCUGGCCUACAUCUUCCAGGGUGAGUAUCUCCUGGUGUCCCAGGUGGAUGACAAGAUUGAGGAGGCCAUCCAGGAGAUCAGCCGGCUGGCUGAUUCCCCGGGGGAAUACCUGCAAGAGUUUGAGGAGAACUUCCGCGAGAGCUUCAAUGGGAUUGCGAUGAAGAACCUCAGGGUGGCAGAAGCCAAGUUCCAGUCCAUCAGGGAGAAGAUCUGCCAGAAGACCCAAGUGAUCCUGGCUCAGAGGUUCGAUUCCCGCAGCCGGAUCUUCGUGAAAGCCUGCCAGGUGUUUGACCUGGCUGCCUGGCCCAGGAACAGCGAGGAGCUCAUGAGCUAUGGCAAGGAGGAUAUGGUUCAGAUAUUUGAUCACCUGGAGGCUAUCCCAACCUUUUCUCGGGAUGUCUGUAGGGAAGGGCUGGACCCUCGGGGGAGUCUGUUGAUGGAGUGGCGAGAACUCAAGGCUGAUUACUAUACCAAAAAUGGCUUCAAAGACCUAAUCGGCCAUAUUUGCAAGUACAAACAGAGGUUUCCGCUCUUGAACAAGAUCAUCCAGGUCCUGAAAGUCCUCCCCACUUCCACUGCUUGCUGUGAGAAAGGCCGAAAUGCCCUGCAACGAGUUCGCAAGAACCACCGCUCCCGCCUGACCCUGGAGCAGCUCAGUGACCUGUUGACAAUUGCUGUCAAUGGCCCACCGAUUGCCAACUUUGAUGCCAAGCGAGCCCUGGACAGCUGGUUUGAAGAGAAGUCUGGCAACAGUUAUGCACUGUCCACCGAGGUCCUCAGGAUGACGGCGCUGGAACAGAAGCCCAUGCUGCCAGCCGUGGACCACGGGUCUGAGUUUUACCCCGACAUUUAGGGGGCCGGCGUCACAGAGUUCACUAAGCUGUUGAAUAUUUUUUUAAUCUCUACUCAUAAGCUUUGAUAUAUUUUAUAUAUAUAUAUAUAUAUAUAUAUA